GAGGCUAUGCGUCACGAGUUAGACAGAACCUAAGAGCAGACCUUCAAGCUUCACCAACGACUUGUACUGCUCUCGUUUCUGAUUGUAUUAGCGGAUGAUGACUGCUGAGCGGGAAGCUAUCGAUGAUCCUACCGCUGGGUUUGCGGAUGACCCUCGCUACUUCUUUGAUACUGUGUCUGGCAAAUGGCAGUAUGAGGCGGAUGAUGGGACGGAGCUCGAAUAUGAUACUGUUGCACGAGCGUGGGUUCCUCUGGUUGAAGAAGACCUAUUGAAGGCACAACAAGCUGCAUAUUCCGUUGCUGGUGUCGACGAAGAAGCGCCAGCGGCACCCGUCUUAAAGCGUCACAAGAAGCGAAAGGACGUCGACUACACUUCGAGCACAAUUCCUUCCGAUGCCGGCCCGUCCAUUAAGCGGAGGAAGGGUGACUCAGGCACAGCACACAAUGGAGAGGGUAGUUCGUCGACAGCAAAACUGACUCAGUCCAAGAACACUGCUGUUUUCGUCUCAGGCCUACCCCCUGACACUACGUUCGAGGAAAUGGUAGCUCGCUUCAAACCUUUCGGAGUCCUCAUGGAGGAUGAUGAUGAACAGCCCCGGGUCAAAUUGUAUGCCAAAGAGGAUGGAAGCUUCAGUGGAGAAGCUCUUGUUGUCUAUUUCAAAGAGGAAAGCGUGGACCUAGCAAUACGCAUGCUGGACGAAGCUGAGCUGAGGUUAGGGGAUGCUGGGACUGUUAUGAGGGUCAAGAGAGGUGAAUUUAAUCAUAAAACAACAAACGGCGAAGGAGGAGAGAGGGCGACAGUGAAGCGGACAAUUGACAAGAAGAGGGCGACGGCUCGAAUAACGAAAUUGAACAACAAACUUGCCGAUUGGGACUCGUCAGACGAAGAUGGUACUGCGGAGAGGCAGCGGAAGGCUGCUCUUGUGAAGAUUAGAACAGUCGUGCUGAAGCACAUGUUCACUCUGAAGGAUCUCGAGCAAGAUCCAACGUUGCUACUGGAUCUUAAGGAAGAUGUCCGGGAGGAAUGCGAAACCCUGGGCGAAGUGACGAACGUGGUAUUGUAUGAUAAAGAGGAAGAUGGUAUUAUGACGAUAAAAUUUAAGGAGCCUCUGAGUGCACAAGCAUGUGUGAUAAAAAUGAACGGGAGAUUUUUUGAUGGUCGUAGAGUGGAAGCGUCGCUUUACGAGGGGAAGUCAAAGUAUAAGAAGUCCAGCUCUGGGGCUGACCAUGAAGGAGAUGAUGAACAUGGGGGUGAUGAGGAUGAAAAGAAGAGACUGGACGCCUUUGCGUCAUGGCUCGAGAAGGAUGAAUUGCAGGAGAAUAAGGCGUGAAGCUUGACCAAAGUGGAAAAAUUAUGUUGUUUGGAGAGAUCGAAGAGUGAUUAUCCCGGUUGGGAUCGUGGGCUCAUCAUAUUCUGCUACCACACGUAUC
Cantharellus anzutake is the source of this 1430-nucleotide messenger RNA. RefSeq lists its product as uncharacterized. The record is from RefSeq and is a predicted model, not a curated record. Bases 95 to 1330 code for a protein of 411 amino acids. The transcript has 6 exons. Gene Ontology annotation, cellular component: U2 snRNP; U2-type spliceosomal complex. Lineage: Eukaryota; Fungi; Basidiomycota; Agaricomycetes; Cantharellales; Hydnaceae. Gene Ontology annotation, molecular function: RNA binding. Gene Ontology annotation, biological process: mRNA splicing, via spliceosome.